UAUUGCUCUUCCUCUUCUCUCUCUCUACUCUCUGCAUGACAUUAAUUCGAUAUUGUGUGGCUAAACUCGAAGGAACGAAGGAUCAUACUGGCACUUCCACUGCUGGAUUUUAACGAAAUCUUUUUUUUUCUGGAAAGAUAAGUGUCCCCUGAUCAGUACUAACCAAGGAAUUUGUAGAGGAAAGAUCGUUAAAAAAUCAGAGCCAGACAUACUGAUUUUCAAACGUUUUGUUCUGAAUUCUAGUGGACACUGUCGUGCAAAUGACAGUCUUGCAGCUUAACAAGGGGUUUUGCAUCAAGCAUGAUUGACUUGAAAGCUAAAGCUGCACAAAACGCUAAAACUAAAGAGGUAAACGCAAACAACCACACUUCCGUGAAUAACAACAACCGUAGCAACGGGACCAAGCCAGCCACGACUGCCAAUAUGGCCAAUUCCGUCAAGACCAACAAGAAGUGGAUACGGCUAGCCACAGUGUUCGCUUACGUACUUUCCGUCUCGCUGGUAGCCAUUGUGCUGGCAAUCUACUAUAGCUUCUUUUGGAUACAGAACAUGGCAAAUACGACGAUUGCACCCAGUGCCAGUUCGAAUACAGUGACGGGAACGGUUCAACCUGCCGGGAGUAACACCCCGUCUUAUGGUCCUACGGCCUAGCCUUGCAUCAUGGAAUGCAGUUUAAUCAAGUCUCUACCUAAAACUAUUUUGGAACGCUGAGCACAGCGCAGACAUGCCGACAGAUACGAUGAGGAACAGGGAGAGAUGUCGAAAGACAGACAACAAUAUGCAAGAUAAAUUUGAAUCGGUAUGGAGUGACGAAAAUAACCAAAAACUAUGGCGGCGACGUCUGUGGCAGUGUGUGUACCACCCGUGUCCGGAUGAAAUGUAUGACACGAGUAUGUUUACGCUGCAAGUGGACAAACCUUGUGCAGUUCGUUUAAGGCGGUAUUGCAUAGUUCAUGUUUUGUGACUUCGACCAAUCUACGUGUAGAUACCUCUGGGAAAUACAACAUAUGAAGCCGUCAAACAAAAUGCACCAAGAUUAACUUUUUUUUAGGGUGAAGAAGGGAGCUUGGAUGGAACCAGUGUAAUGCCACUUUGUACUUCUUAGUACGCUGUCCUUAAAUUUGAACCAUUUGUGAGGCACUUUUUCUUGAUUAUUUAUAACAAAACGUAAAAAAAAAAUUAAAAAGAAGAAAAUUAACAAGUAAAUAAUAUUAAGAGGUUGAAUUGUAUUAUCAGCCAUAUAGACAUGAAAACUAUGCCUUUCAAAGUACACAUUGAACAAGUAUCUCCCGCUUUAUUCAUUGUAUCCAAUUGUUUAAAAUGUUCAAUAUAUAUUUUGCACAAAUUUACUGACUAACCUGUUUAACCCGAGGGGCAAAUGUAGUUGUGGCAAAGCUGAAAAAUCACCUUUUAUACAAAUUAAUUUGAUGAGCAAAAAUUGGCAGGAAAUCAGGGCCCAAUUUCUUAGAGCCGAUUAAAGCACAAAAAAUGCUGAAGUACAAUAACACUAAUGAUAAUAAUAAUAAUAGUGAACAUUUAUAUAGCGCCAUAUCCAUCAAAAACAAUGCUCCAUGGCGCUAAUACAGAGAAACAUUUAAAAUAUAGAUAAUCAGCAAAAACAACAAGAUAUAAAAAAUAAGUUUAAAAUCAGCAACAACAAAAAAUCAAGCGAACAAUGACAAGCAAUUAAAGAAAUUAACAAUGCUUGACAGGAUAAGGUUACCAGCCAAACUAUCAUGUCACAAGUACAAUUUGUGACUGGUUUCCUGCUCAUUUCUGCUUAAAG
Molecule: messenger RNA, 1786 nt
Organism: Asterias rubens (European starfish)
Lineage: Eukaryota; Metazoa; Echinodermata; Asteroidea; Forcipulatida; Asteriidae
Product: putative transmembrane protein INAFM2
Exons: 4
Coding region: 301-651 (116 amino acids)
Source: RefSeq, a predicted model, not a curated record